AUGACCGUUCAAAACAAUCAAAUCCCCGCCAUCUACGCGCGGGCGAUCGAAAAGUACAAGGAAAUUACUAAAGAGGAUCUCGAUGUCGCCUUCCUCUGCAAGCUCCAGAGCGUUGACGAUCUGGCCAAAGAGAUCGAUGAGCGUAACAAAUCCUUCAGCGAGUACCGCCACAAACGCGGCGCCAUCUUUGAUGCCAUGCAGGCGGCACUCAUUCCAGUCCAGCUGUUCGGCGAUAUAGCGGCCGGAGGCGCGUCGAUGGUCUUUCCUCCCAGCAGUCUUGUUUUUGGCGCAGUGACCUACCUCGUGACGGCUGCCAAAGGCGUGUCGAGCUCGUAUGACGCGAUUGAGGAUCUGAUGGGAACAUUAAAGGAUUUCACUAUCCGAUUAAAAGCCUACGGCCAGGAGCAAAUUUCCGAAGAUCUCAGCGACAAGCUGAGCGAUAUCCUCACCACAUUGGUGGAAAUUUUUGCCCUUUCGACCAAGGCCAUCAAGCAAGGUAGACUGCUCAAGUUCACUCGCAACAUCCUCCUGGGCACCGACGACGCCAUCAAAGAGGCAGUGGGUAAACUGGAUAAGUUGACCAAAGUGGAAGCGAGCCUCGUCGGUGCUGAAACCCUGGUUGAGGCCAAACGGACAGGGCGCGUGGUGGAUACAGUCCAAACCACUGUCACGUCGACGAAUGUCACAGUGCAGGAGACGGGAAAGGCCGUCAAUCAGAUGACCGUGCAGGUCACCGAGGUACAUGAGAUGCUGGGUAACCUAUUGAUCACGGCGAAUGGCAAGGAUGAAAAUCAUGGCGACUCGGCAAAGUCACAGCGCGACCUUGUGAGGAAGAUUUUGCAACCAUCCGCGACAGACUCGGCACAGGAUUGGUACGACAGGAUCAGUAAGACCCGCGUUCCUGGAACAGGAGAUUGGAUUAGGAACGAAGACGUGUUCCAAAGCUGGUUGGUUCGAGAUCUCCCGGUCAUGUUCAUCUCGGGUAAUCCUGGAGCUGGCAAAUCCUAUCUUUCAUCAAGCAUUAUCGCCUUCCUUAAAGACCAAUACCCGCAAGGGGUACAACAUCCCUCCCAUGUCUCCAUAGCGUACUUCUUCUUCAAGGAUGACAACCCCACCACGAGGACCUUCCACCAGGCCCUGCGGGAUCUCGCCUAUCAAAUCAGCAGUAAUGAUCCGGCAUAUGAGAAGUACCUUGCAGCCCUUGGAGAUUAUGGGAGCGCCAGCACUCUGGAAAGUGCGUGGCGGACCCUAUUUGUCGACUACUUCCUGAAGAAAGAAUCAAUCACGAGUAGUGUCUAUGUCCUCUUCGAUGCGGUCGAUGAGGCCUUUGAGGAGGAAAGACUUGCCUUCUUGCAGCUUGCCAAGGAUAUUCUGGACUCCCCGAAUCGUGGCCGUUUGCAGUUGGCCAUGGUUGGACGGCCGCAUAUCAGCGACCAGCUGGCUGAAGCGCUCGAAACCAACGUCCCGACAAUCUAUGUGACAACACUGAAAAAUUCCGCUGAUAUCGACCGGUACAUCAGAACCAGCAUUCAGAAAUCAGUGAUUCUGCGACGCGUCUCACCAGCUCUACGAAAGGAGAUUACCGAAAAACUGUCUGCAGGUGCUGAGGGCAUGUUUCUGUGGGUGAACCUGAUGCUGCAGGAGCUAGUCAAGAAACGCAACGAGUCCAGUAUCCGUAAAAGCCUCGAGCAGGCGCCCAAGGGGCUGAAGGAGAUGCUGCGCCAUGUGCUACUGAGCUUCUCCGCCAGUCUGAACGACGAAGAGUUGGAAUUUCUCAACGAGCUCCUGCUGUGGGUCACCUGCGCCGUUCGUCCUCUGAGCCUUGGCGAGGUGGAGGCAAUCCUCGAGUUGAAGUCAGCCGAGGGAGAUGGGAUGAUUUACCUCGAAGGUGCCCUUCGCAAACAAUUCGCUGCUUUCUUCAACCUCGACCGUGAGGACGGUCUGACCACAACGGAGCUCCAGACCAUGGCAGACAGGACAUAUGAGUCAGACGAUGAGGAUACUACUAAACCAGAUAGCGAUGAUCAGGACGCUUUUGAAGAUGUUGACAACAUUAUAGACUUUGAUUCGAACAAGAAGUCGACCACCGUCACCUUCAGCCACGCAUCCCUGGGCGAUUUCUUCCGUGACCCAAACGAAGGCAAGGUCUCUGCCGCGCAGGACAAACUGCCAGUCGGAGUUGUUUAUAAAGAUGCCAAAGUUCAUGUCCUCAAGAUGUGCCUCAAGAUCCUCAUUGAUACCGAGUUUUCCGAGAGGGCUACGGACUCCGGCGUCAUGGAGACCUACGCCAAAGAACAUUGGGUGCAACACCUUCAUUCAGUGCAGCCCUCAGAGACCUCGCUCGAGGACAAAAAGACAAUCGCCAGCAUGCUCGCCAGGAUGUUCGGUACAGAAGAGUACAUGGCCAGAUGGGUGGCAAUGAGAAGUUGGGUCUCGACAAGCGAAAACCUGAAGGCCAUUCAGCGCUGGUGGGAUGAUCCCGAGAUUGUCGAGUCGCUUGCAGUCAAAGAGGCCGAGUUUGUUCUUUCCGUCAAGGAGACGCCUGUAGAGACAUUCCGACCCAUCGCCGAGCUUUGCACCAAGAAAUGGUUGGCUGAAGACGACUGGGUACCCGCGGCCGCGGCGGCUAUGAUUAUCAGCUAUCUCAAAUGCCAAAGAGGGAUCGAUGAGGAUUUUCUUUACCGUUUUGCACCGACUGCCGCCGAGGUCGUCGAGGCUGCCGAAUGGGCGCAGACCGAGAAGACGUCCCGCUGGUACCAAAGGGUCGGCGUCGUGCUGCGCAACACUGGCCACAUAGACGAAGCUCUGGACUAUUUUAGGCAGGCAAUCGCCAUAGAUCCAAACAACUGGAUUGCCAAAACAGGUAUGGCUAUAGCACACUUGAGCAGGAAAGAAUGGGCAACGACCCUUGCGCUCGAUGAGGAAGUAGAAGCAGUUCUGGAACGGCAGCUCACUGAUCAGCCCGAUCAGAAGAAAAGGCUGACUGCACAUUUGCACGUAAUACUGGACCGCAUCGCAACCUGCUAUAAGGAGCUCGGGCAGGCAGAGAAGCACUAUCUUAAGAUCAAGAAAGCUCUUGCGGUGAAUCCCUACUGCAGCACGUGCACAUAUACGAUUCUGCGUUUCCAGAACGAAACGGACCGGUUCGAUGAGACCAUCUCUCUUGUGAAAGAAUAUGCCGAUGCACAAGUUCCCGACAAAGAGUACAAUCGACUGACCGAGUUUCUAUGGCAGAUGCCAAGCGUGAAUGAAGAGGUUCUUGAGUAUUUCGCCGUCGCUGGCCAGGCUACGGGGAAUCUCGACCUCAUCGUCCGUUCCUACCGCGAUGCGGCCCGAGCGGCCCGAAAGUCGUCCAUGACCGUUGUCGCGGCUGAUUUGGACCUUUCGCUUGCGCGUAUCUACUCAGAAUACACUCGAGAGGAAGACAAGGCGACGAAACGGUGGGAGAGGAUCCUUAACACGUAUGGAUCAGCCAAGGAAGAAGGCCAGAUUGGGUCGGCCAAGGUCAUCGCCUCCUCCAAGUUGGCCCAACUUUGGCUGUGCCAUGCCGUCGAUGCCGGCGUAGGUUCCCCCGAGGCGGAGGAGUAUGUCAGACGAUUGGAGCAGUUGGUAGCACGGUACAAGACCGAGGACACGUCCGCUUUCUGGAUCGCCGCGCGGGCUCGGGCCAUUUCUCUUGGACUAUGGUACCGCCUGACAGGCCGACACGAUGAGGCGCGAGCUCUACUCGCUCCCUCCGUUAAACGGGCUAUACAGAUUUUAUCCGACGAUGACCCAGAGAACGACGGCGCAGGCUUGGCUGAUUUGCAAAAUGCUCUACUCGCUGCGGGUGACGUCAAGAAUGUGGUUGCGAUUGCCUAUGCUCUCGGACGAUAUGCGGAUAAAGACGAGGCGGAGAAUGAGGAAGGCGGCUAUAGUGACUAUGGGUACACUUGCGAUGGUCCGUGUCGAAGGGCGUUUAAGUCGAGGGAAGGCAUUUCGCUGUGCUCGAUCUGCUUCGAUACGGGCUUUUGCGAUGAUUGCUCGGAGCUGCUGCGGACUGGGGCCAUGCCAUUCCAAGUAUGUAGGGCAACGCAUGCAAAGGACUUCGUAUAUAUUCCACCGCGACCACAGAAGGUGGAGGCCAACCGAGUUCUGGUGGAGGGACAGGUUCUGACCUAUGAGGAAUGGCUCGCCCAGUUGAAGAAGGAAUGGAAGGUGUAA
Molecule: messenger RNA, 4203 nt
Organism: Aspergillus lentulus
Lineage: Eukaryota; Fungi; Ascomycota; Eurotiomycetes; Eurotiales; Aspergillaceae
Source: RefSeq, a predicted model, not a curated record